GCAACUCAUCACGGCAGUCCGAUUCUCCGCCGCUCGACCACACCACCGAAGCAUCCGGUUCUGGGCCGGGUACGAGGAGAGGGCGCAUCGUAACCCGUUUCGGAUCUCCUUCCAGCUCCCUUCCCAUUUAUUCACUCUAUACUCGUGCACCAAGCUUUGGAGCGUACUCUGCGGACGAUCUCGCAUCAAAUGCUGCGAUAAUCCCUCGUAGCUCCCAAAACUCGACAGCGUCGUCCAACUGGCUUCUCGACCUAUCUGUUGGGCCGUACGAGGAAGCCCGGCUUGCGGGGCCCACCAGGAGUCGCUCUAGUUCCCCCGACAUACGAAAUAGACGCUUAGCGUUCGUUCCUCAGACCCCUGCAUCCCCUGAAGACGAAACCGAAGACGAAGACGAACUCUCCCUCCUACUCGACUACAGCCCUUCUCAUGACAAUGAUCCACCAGAACCCACGUCUCUCCCAUCCUGUGUGGUUUGCGGAGACGAGAUAGAGGGUAUGGUUAUUGACACGCCCUGCGGACACCACCUCGACGUCUCCUGCCUCCGUCUCAUGUUCGAGAACGCGACUCGCGACGAGACGCUCUUCCCUCCGAAGUGCUGUCAACAGCCUAUUAAACUCGACGAUGCAUGGCCGUUCCUUGACAGCUCCCUGAUCGAACUCUACGAGAAGAAGAGCCGCGAGUUCGGCACCAAGGACCGCAUCUACUGCCACAUCCCUGCCUGCUCCGCAUUCCUAGGCGCUGCGACAGCCUCCCCUACGUCCAUCGCCUGCACUUCGCCUUCCUGUCGCGCACAGACCUGUGGCAGCUGCAAGCUCGCCGCGCACCCAGGCCGCACAUGCGCGGACCACUCGGACGACGUCGUGCUCGAACUCGGGCAGGAGGAGGGUUGGCAGCGCUGCCCCUCGUGCAAACACCUCGUAGAGCUCACCGUGGGCUGCUAUCACAUGACGUGCCGGUGCCAGAAGGAGUUCUGCUAUCUCUGCGCGCGGCCGUGGAAGACGUGUCCGUGCCCCCGCUUUGCUGACGUCCCGGACACGGCACCGCCCCCGGGACGUCCUGCGCUGGUUCGUCACAACGCCGCGGUGGGCGGUAUACACGUGGUGGAACGAGAUCGGUGACUUGUUCGGCGCGAUUCGUUAUCUAUGAUGGGUCCUGUGGUUCGCGGUAUGCUAUCAUAAGUACAGGUUCUCACAUCGUAGAGUAUCGUGCGAGUCAGUUACAAGAAGACAAGAGUCUCCGGGUCGUUUUCUGUUCUGGAAUCAUCGUCCUCAUAUACAAUUCCC
Messenger RNA from Dichomitus squalens LYAD-421 SS1, 1283 nucleotides. RefSeq lists its product as uncharacterized. The transcript has 3 exons. Gene Ontology annotation, cellular component: ubiquitin ligase complex; cytoplasm. NCBI's taxonomy places the organism in Eukaryota, Fungi, Basidiomycota, Agaricomycetes, Polyporales, Polyporaceae. Gene Ontology annotation, molecular function: ubiquitin protein ligase activity; zinc ion binding; ubiquitin conjugating enzyme binding. Gene Ontology annotation, biological process: ubiquitin-dependent protein catabolic process; positive regulation of proteasomal ubiquitin-dependent protein catabolic process; protein polyubiquitination. The record is from RefSeq and is a predicted model, not a curated record. The coding region runs from base 495 to 1118 and encodes 207 amino acids.